AUGAUAGUCAUUUCAGAAAAUACUGAUGAAGUCCUUGAAACCGGAGAAUGGACUGACUGGUCGCAGUGUUCACAGCAAGGUUUCGAAGCACGCUCUAGAGCUUGCGAAUAUGGUAGGAAGAUUCAGCGACGUGGCUGUCCUGCACGACAACCUCUACAAGGAUUUGUCGACCGCAGCAGCCCUCCUGAAGCUGCGCCUUUCCAAUAUGCUCCUCGCCAACCUUCUUCUCCUGCAACAGCAUUUACUCCUUACGCCGAACCUAGAGAAGAACCGAAUCACAGUCAAAAUAGGCUGACACAAUCACCUUAUGACCAAUACGCACUC
This is a messenger RNA of Ostertagia ostertagi, 324 nucleotides long. The record is from the annotation of a GenBank genome assembly. NCBI's taxonomy places the organism in Eukaryota, Metazoa, Nematoda, Chromadorea, Rhabditida, Trichostrongylidae.